AUGACAAAGUUUAACCGCACCGUUGGCCGGAAGUCGGCGGUUAAGAGCGAGCUGGCUGGCUUCAAGCAGGGGUACGAGGUGGACCAUCGUUCCUUCGGCGAACUGAUGCCGCCCGGUGCCGGAACGGCGAUGGCGUCGGUAAUGCACGGCAAAGCGAAUGGCGGUGCGGGAGCGUGUGCUGUGAACGGGCCAUUGCAUGGUGGGCAAAAAAGUGUUCACACCCUGCAGGGUGGGAUGGUGGUAACGGGUGGUGGCGGUAGUUGUAAUCUUCCUAACGGUGUUGGUAGUGUCGGUGUUGGUGGUGGUGGUGGUGGUUACUUACAUGAUCUCAGUGCCGAGCAAAAGCUAAAACUCAACAUCCAGCAACUUCACAUCCGACAGAAACAGCUGCAGCUAACCGAUUACGAUGACAACAGCCUCAGCUCGGAGGAGCAUGUCCUGGCGCCGGCCGCUGGGUGCAUGGCCAGCCCGAACCGGCCAUGCCUAACGUGGGCCUGCAAGGCGUGCAAAAAGAAGAGCGUCGCGGUUGAUCGCCGAAAAGCGGCAACCCUUCGCGAACGGCGUCGGUUGCGGAAGGUAAAUGAAGCAUUUGAGGUAUUAAAGCGACGAACCAGCACGAAUCCAAACCAACGGCUCCCGAAGGUGGAAAUCCUGCGUAAUGCCAUCGAGUACAUUGACAGUCUGCAGGCACUGCUGGAUGAGACACCGCCGCUACACCAAAGCACGGACAUCCUAGCCAACGGUAGCAGUGCGGUUCUUUCAACACCCCAGGACUAUAUGAACUGCUGCUCCAACAGUUACCUGCGCGAACGCCUAGGACAACUGGGAAAGGACAACGACCGGUACUCACCCCUGACAGGGUACAAUCAAACAUCCACUUCCGCAUCCAUUAGCGGUUCCAGCUUGGAUUGCCUGAACCUGAUUGUGCAGAGUAUCAGCAACGCACCACAGGCAUCGCAACUGUUGCCCCAAACAAUCACCCAGACCGCUCACACACCACCAGCGAACAUUGCCAUCCUGACCGGUGGCACAUCUUCCGGCAGUAAUGGUGCGCAGCUACACCAGCAUCAGCAUCACACGCUACUGUACGGCAGCGGUACGUUCUGCUCACCCUCUCCAGCAUCAUCAGCAUCAUCCGCUUCAUCCUCCUCAUCGUCUUCAUCAUCGUCGUCCGUUUCUUCGGUUUCUUCCUCGCCUAUGUCACCAGCGCACCAUCAGCAUGGUACGAUGGGAAGCAACCGAACCGUGGCACCACCGACGACAUCCGUUUCACUCCCAUAG
Anopheles marshallii is the source of this 1281-nucleotide messenger RNA. It is a transcript of the gene nau, whose product is annotated as myogenic-determination protein. Lineage: Eukaryota; Metazoa; Arthropoda; Insecta; Diptera; Culicidae. Bases 1 to 1281 code for a protein of 426 amino acids. The record is from RefSeq and is a predicted model, not a curated record. The transcript has 5 exons. Gene Ontology annotation, biological process: muscle organ development; regulation of transcription by RNA polymerase II; positive regulation of myoblast differentiation. Gene Ontology annotation, molecular function: DNA-binding transcription factor activity, RNA polymerase II-specific; protein dimerization activity; RNA polymerase II cis-regulatory region sequence-specific DNA binding.